Molecule: messenger RNA, 294 nt
Organism: Guillardia theta CCMP2712
Lineage: Eukaryota; Cryptophyceae; Pyrenomonadales; Geminigeraceae
Exons: 1
Coding region: 1-294 (97 amino acids)
Molecular function (GO): protein binding
Source: RefSeq, a predicted model, not a curated record
AUGUGUCGUGCAAGGAGGUUCAUGCUUGCAACCCUCUACAUAAGUGCUUGCAUCAUGGCGGUGACGCCGAGCAGACAGUCGGGGGAGACGGUGAGAAGGAGGAAGGCAGCUAUCGAGAACAUACAGGAGGAGAAGUACGAGGAGGCAGUCAAACUGUACAAGACGAUGAUGGAGGAGGAGGAAGCGAAUGCCGACGACUACAACAACUGCGCUGUCUGCCUGCAAGAGCUCGACAACCUGGAUGAGUCUCUAGAGACCUACCGCGAAGGGAUCAGGCGAUUCUAUCACAAGUGA